Messenger RNA from Cordyceps militaris CM01, 1737 nucleotides. RefSeq lists its product as uncharacterized. The transcript has a single exon. The record is from RefSeq and is a predicted model, not a curated record. Bases 1 to 1737 code for a protein of 578 amino acids. NCBI's taxonomy places the organism in Eukaryota, Fungi, Ascomycota, Sordariomycetes, Hypocreales, Cordycipitaceae.
AUGGUCUCCUCCAAACGCACCGACGUCCGAUGCCAGAUCUGCGGUGUCAGCGGCAAUGUUGGUCGCAUGCGGCUGGCGAGUGAGCCUCCACAGGCAGCAUCGCGACGCAUGCGCCAGGGCAUCCCCCUCAGCAACGAUACCGACUGUGUUGGUUGCUUUGUGGUGACUGACGAUGGUACCGAGGAUGAAGAUGAUGCCGCAGACGUGUCAUUUGUCCCAGUCAAAGUGGAGGAUGAUGCCAAGGACGACAAGUAUGAAUACACGCCGGCAUCUUCUGGUGUGACUAGCGAUGACUGCUUUGAGGACAUGUCCGAAGACGACGAUGAUUACAACGAGGACGACGAUGGCGAUGAUAGCGAAACCGAAGUCGGCGCAAGUGACCACUCGUACAAGAAAUUUCUUCAGGGAUUCAAGGCAGACAAUGGAAAUCGCAUCGUACCUCUCACUGAGGAGUACAAGGAACGAGACCCGACAUGGUGCAGCCGCGAGCACAUCGCUGGCCCCAACUGUGUCUUACGAAAUGCGUACUCUGGACAAAACAUCACCGCCGAAGAGCUCCGGGGCUGCAACACGUUCCAACUGCUGUGUCCCAAGCCCAGCGACUGGCAGCCAGAAGAGGGAGAUGACGAGUUUGAGCUAGACGACCAGUGCUCCAGCUAUCUGUCCGGGUUGCGCGACCAUCUCGACACCACGACCAACGCCGUCACCAUCUUUGCGCCGAUGCGCCACACGCAGGAACAAUUCAAGGUGUACAACUGGGUGAGUUCGGCCAGCGACCGCCGCCUCGCUGCCGUGCCGUUCCACCCUGCCUGCUUCGAGGUCUUCAAGCGCGCCUCGAUCAAGCGGUGCAAUACGGUCGACGUCGAGGGCCUGGUGGGCUGGUACCGCGUGGAAUCGACGUACCACUAUACGGAUAAAAUCUUUCCACACGAAGACGCGGUCCGUCGCGCGACACGUGAGCAGGUCUGGGACCAUGUAGCAGGCGAUGAGUGGAUUGCCGCGAACCCGUGUUUUGUGCCGGCGCUGCGGGAGGAGAUGCAACAACUGGCCACGGACGAGGCUUUUGCGGUUCCUCCAUCGGGCGAGGCAGAUAUCGACGGCAUCUCGCAUAUGAACCUCUCCUCACAGGCAUCCACCAACCUCCCGCAGUCCCUGUACUUUGGCCACGUCAGCCACGAGAUGCCCUGGAUCUGGGAAGCAUGGUGCGCGCGCCCGUACGCGGGCUGGGUGACACGCUCGCAGUCGGACAUUGCCCCGGAUGCGCUGGCCGUCAGCCACCACCGCGAGUAUCUGAACAAUUGGAUCCGGGCCAUUGAGGACGACGGCGAGUCCUCGGCGCAAAAGCGUGCCCAGCUGCGGGACCUGCGCGCCCAGAUGAAGCAACUCGAGGCACAGAACGCCUAUAUCCCGGAACCGGUGCCGGUGACGCUGCUCCCCCGCCACGGCACCGACUGGCGGAAGCUGUACUUUGCGCUACAGACGAUGAGCAACACCUCGCACGGGCUACGCAACAGGGAGCGCAUCUGGCGCUGCUGCAACUAUAUCCUGGAUCGCAUCGCGCUGCAGCGGGGCAAGGGAAAGAUUGGCGCGAAUAAUCAUGUGCGGCUUCCGAGGGAACGACAUGGCAAAAUGGGCAUACAUGAUAUCAGGGGCUUGAAUUUCGCGGAUGACUACUCAGAGAGUGAGGCUGAGUUCUCGGACGACAAUAAGGAGGAUAUGGAGAUGGGAGAUGAUUGA